AUGACGCCGCCACAAUUUGGAAACCGCGAGCUGAUUCGCAAACAGUUCACUGCUCAGAAGAUGACGUUCCACAUCCUCUUUUGGGCAUUUCACUUUGGCAUCUUUGCUUAUGGAUGGUACAAACAAGCUGCCGAUGCUCGACUCGCCGGCCUGAACACCUUGAAGUACUCUGUCUGGAUCUCUCGCGGAGCCGGGUUGGUGCUUAGUGUUGACGGAAUGCUAAUUCUUCUGCCUGUUUGCCGCACUCUUAUGCGCUGGCUUCGGCCCAAAAUUCACUUCCUACCUCUCGACGAGAAUCUUUGGUUUCAUAGACAGCUAGCCUAUGCUUUGCUGGUCUUUACCACUUUCCACGUCGCCGCCCACUACGUCAACUUCUUCAACGUCGAGCAGACACAGAUCCGUCCCGUUAGCGCUCUCCAAAUCCACUACGCCCAGGCAGGCGGCAUUACUGGCCAUGUCAUGUUGCUGUGUAUGCUUCUCAUGUACACGACUGCUCAUUCUCGUAUCCGCCAGCAGUCAUUCGAAACCUUCUGGUAUACUCACCAUCUUUUCAUUCCCUUUCUGCUGGCUCUGUACACACACACCGUGGGAUGCUUUGUGCGUGAUUCGGUCGAUGCCUUUUCACCAUUCGCCGGAGACGCAUACUGGACGCACUGCAUCGGUUACCUUGGUUGGCGUUGGGAGUUGUGGACUGGUGGCUUCUACCUAAUUGAGCGUCUUUACCGUGAAAUCCGGGCUCGUCGGGAGACUCAAAUCACCAGGGUCAUUCGCCACCCUUACGACGUCGUUGAACUUCAGUUCAACAAGCCAUCGUUCAGGUACAAGGCCGGCCAGUGGCUCUUCAUUCAGGUUCCGUCCAUCUCAAAGUACCAGUGGCAUCCAUUCACCAUCACGUCCUGCCCCUUCGAUUCAUACGUGUCUAUCCACGUGAGACAAGUUGGAGACUUCACUCGAGCUUUGGGUGACGCAACCGGUGCUGGUAGUGCCCAAAACAAACUCUACGAGGAGAUCGACCCCAUGGGCAUGUACGAGGUUGCUCUGCAGAACGGACAGAAGAUGCCCGGCCUGCGAAUCGACGGACCCUACGGAGCACCCGCCGAAGACGUCUUCGACAACGAAAUCGCCGUGUUGAUUGGUACCGGCAUCGGUGUCACUCCCUGGGCGGCCAUCUUGAAAAACAUCUGGCACCUUCGAAACUCUCCCAACCCCCCUGCUCGACUUCGCCGUGUCGAGUUCAUAUGGGUUUGCAAGGACACUGGCUCGUUCGAGUGGUUUCAGACACUGCUGUCGUCGCUGGAAGAGCAGUCCAACGAGGCUGCCCGCAUCCCUGGAAGCUCGGGGGUUGAGUUCCUCAAGAUUCACACCUAUCUCACCCAGAAGCUCGACAUGGACACGACGCAAAACAUCGUCCUCAACAGCGUCGGCGCCGACACGGACCCGCUCACCGAACUCAAGUCACGGACGCACUUUGGUCGUCCUGAUUUCAAGAGGCUUUUCAGCACUAUGCGAGAUGGUAUUCUCAACAGGACAUACCUGAGCGGUCUGGAGGGAAACCUGCGGACUACAGUGGGCGUCUAUUUCUGUGGUCCCUCCGCGGCUGCUCGUGGUAUCAAGUCGGCCUGCAAGGCUGCCACCGCACGAGAGGUCAACUUUAGGUUCUGGAAGGAGCAUUUCUGA
This is a messenger RNA of Metarhizium album ARSEF 1941, 1677 nucleotides long. RefSeq names its product NADPH oxidase. Bases 1 to 1677 code for a protein of 558 amino acids. Gene Ontology annotation, molecular function: superoxide-generating NAD(P)H oxidase activity. The record is from RefSeq and is a predicted model, not a curated record. Gene Ontology annotation, biological process: defense response; superoxide anion generation. The transcript is spliced from 3 exons. Lineage: Eukaryota; Fungi; Ascomycota; Sordariomycetes; Hypocreales; Clavicipitaceae. Gene Ontology annotation, cellular component: NADPH oxidase complex; plasma membrane.